Molecule: messenger RNA, 10648 nt
Organism: Anarrhichthys ocellatus (wolf-eel)
Lineage: Eukaryota; Metazoa; Chordata; Actinopteri; Perciformes; Anarhichadidae
Gene: lingo2b
Product: leucine rich repeat and Ig domain containing 2b
Exons: 2
Coding region: 7086-8954 (622 amino acids)
Molecular function (GO): protein binding
Source: RefSeq, a predicted model, not a curated record
ACACAUGUAUAUUAUAUAGAUCAAGACGUGUUGCUCCCUGUAUUCACGUUGUAAUGCUAUGAUGGGUUGAACCUGAUUCUUUUGAUAUAUGCCAUCUGUAAAAGGCUAUUGCAUCACAUCUGCUUAUCUCUCCCAGUAAUUGAAUCCAGCUGUUUUGUAUUGACUCUUAUCAAAGCAUCAGUCCUCAUGAACGCGACACAGACACGAGACGCAGGAAGCCAUUGUUGUUUUCUCUUCUCAAAGUAAAUACAAAUGCCUUAUUUGAGGUUCCUGGCUCUUUUCAAAUGAGAGCACUUUCCCUUGUUCCCAUUUCCUCCGAGAUCCAGAGAAGCGUCUGUUGAAUGUUAAAAUCAAGGAUGGGCUUUAAUCAAUACUUGCGAUCGAUGUGGUCAACAUAUAAUUGCAACAGGCCCCAACUCGGACAGUACAAAUGCCUCCCCUGAGUUUUGUGGCGAACACGUUGACAACAAGAGACCGUCUAACAUCAGCUGGCUCCUUUUGCUUCUUCUUCUUUUGAAUAGAUGUGAGUUAACACUUGACCUUUUCAAGCGGCGACGCCUCUUUGCCGUCGUGGUUUGGCGUCAUCUGGAAUCGAAAGAGACAAGAGUCCUGAAAUGUACAGUAUAUCCACGGGAGUUCUCCUUCACCGGGAAGGGAAAAAGCAGACGUUUCAUUGUGUGCAGAUUUUCUCUGGUUAAGUAAAAACCUUGUACGUGGGUUAUUUUUAGAGUGUUUAAUAAGUUUGUUAGGAUUUCACACGAGCUUAAAGGGAAGAUAAUCCUCACCCCUGCCCCAGCUGCAGCGAGCCUCGGAUGCCCACCAAACUUGGAACUGAACGAUAAAGCACUUUUCAAAAAUGCAUUACACUGAACUUGUUUGCUGAAGAUAACAUUAUUAGAAUGGUUGCAGGGAGAGUAAAAAAAAACAACAAAAAAAAACAGCUGGAAUAUGUUAAGACUCAUUUUGGUGAACGGGGAAGAGGCCUGCGAAUCCGUGGUGGUACACAUAGACCAUGAAAAAUGGAUGAGCUCUACCUCCCGAGACUAAAAUUAGACAGGAACCUAAUAUGCUCAGUGUCCUUCAAGUAACACUCUGAUUUAUAAGCAACAACAAGAGACUCAGGGUGAGAAAAAAAAAAAAAGUCUACCGUUCUACAAAACAGUCGCCAAGAUAGGUAGAGAAACGUAAUGCCAGUCGACACAGCGUGGAGAAUCAGAUUAUCCCUUUUGGAGGAAACCUAAGCAGCCAUUGAAAUGAAGCAAUGGAGUCUUUUUUAAACAAUCGCAUCACACAAUAUGAUUACUGCGUGACUGUCCUUCAGUGACUACGCUGCUGCAGAAUAUAAAGGAUAAACGUACAAUGUAGUAUAAAUAUUGAUACACAAUUUCCUGUACUGUCAGCCACAGAUUUGAGCGUGUGCAUGUUGAUGUUUGUGUGGCCUUUGGCAAGCAGCUGGAUGAGCAGCUUAAAUAGUUCAUUAAUUAAAGAAGGACUUUAAUAGGCUUCUUUUUUUUUUUUUUCACAGGCUUCUGGAAGAAGCAUCUGUAGAGAACACCAGUAAUUAAUUGCUUACUAGCAUUUAAAAGUGCAGCCUUAAUGGCUUAUUCAUUUGUCAAUUAAAGCUCUUUUAUUUGUUACUGUAAAUCAGUGACUCAAAAACUACCCUGAAACUUCUUUGGUUCCCAGCUUUAGGAGAGAGCAGCUCAUCUUCACAAAUAUCCACUGAACUUUUCCAGGCCAUGGAGAUAACAUAUCGGAAUUCUUAAUUUAGGUGGUGCUAAGAGAUAAUUGCGAGAUAAUAAAGGUUGCAUCAGCGAUGGAUUUACAACAUGUUUUGCUGUUGAGGUCUCCGUUAAUGACCGGCGUGAGCGUAAAAUGCCAAGACAUAAAUCUUAAUUGAUACUUGUGGGCCACUUGGGCGAUUUGCGUCAUUAACAUGGAUUUGCAGUCGUGAUUGCAUCUACCUGAAAGUCCAAUAAUCGCUCUCCUUUUAGCUCAGCUUUGAUCUCCACCAGGCCCUGAGGGAAAUACUCUUUAGCUGUGGAACACUUCAGUGUGUUCGCCAGCUUGUUGCUAACAUCUUACAUUCGUCGUCUUACAUCCUGGUGAUAAUUCAAGUGACACCUGUACUUUUACACAUAGCUGUUUGAUUUAUUGUUAAUCUGACAGCAUUGGAUUCAGACGUGUUGAAAGUGUCACGGAAAUGUCAUGAGGCCUGAGCUGGCGAGGUUGCCGUCACAGCCUUCAGACAUGUGAAAAUCACCGUCGUAUCUGUUUUGUUGUUUUCGAACGUGUUAUACUUAUAUGACAAACUUAUUUUAAGCCCCCCCCCCCCUCUGUCUGUCAGUAUGAGCAAACACCGACUAAGUAUUAACUGGACUUUUCUAAAUCCAGAGACUGCAGGGUAAAGAAACCUCCCUUGUGAGCCUGCGGCACAGCAGACGUACAACAAGCCACACGCUGGGAGACAGGAUGCGCUGUUGAUGGCUCAACAAAGCAACGGCUUCGGAGGAAACGCGGCCAGCGGUGUGGAAAGGAGCCGCUUAAUUGGCAGAGUUUGAAUGCACAAGCACUAAUUAGCCGCGAGGAGCACGGUUCAGCAUCCGAUUCCCAACAGCGUUCCGAAAACUGCGCUGACAUUUUGCACUCUGCAGGGUGGUCAGUGGGUGUGCAGACUCCCCAGAAUAGAAAAUGCACAAGGCUUGUUAGCAUUUGUUGUGAAUGCACAGUGAAUUAUCAUUAAUCUGAGCUCGGGCGACGCCGAUGUUAAAAGUAUUGGGGAUUGCUUUUUGCACAAUCCACAUUUGUGUCAAAGCUGCAAAGUCUGCUUCUCCUCCUCUGCAUCUUCUGUGUAAUAACACGGACGAAAAGGCAAUCAGCGCUGAUUUCCUGAGUCAGAGACAACUUGAUGAAUAGAACACGCAUCCCUCAUGUUUUUUUUUAAAUUCAGUGCAUCACAACAAGCUCCCCCUCUGAAUCAGAGUCAAAUUACAUUUAAAACACAGUAAGCGGGACGUAAACACAAUUUGCACGUUUGUUUGUGCGUCCACGCGUAGAAGCGUAAAAAAAAAAAAAGAACGAUCGGUUUAACGACGCGUCGCUUCAGGUCAAUCAUGCGGAGUAUGUCGUGUUAUGUGCUCACACUGCGGCAAUAAUCGCCUACAUGUGAACUCUCUCAUGUGAAAUAAUUCCAUUAUUCAUGCCCGCUAUUAUAUCUGGAAAUGAGCAAAGCAUGCCCAUGUUUUAUAUUUCAAGGGAAAACAGCAGGAUGAAUACUUACUCUGCACGGUUUACCACUCCAGUGAUCCAAAGUGACAAAUGAAAAAUUCUAAGAGAAAUAUAUGCUUAUUUUUUUCUUUUUUGGGGGGGAAUAAAAGUGUGCAUUAGACUUCUUUGCAGAGGUUGUAUUGGGUAAGAUUAAUGUCGAGGAAAACAACAAUGGCUUCUUUCCGAGGAGUUGGGCGCAAAAUAAGUGAAUUCAAAGCCUCAUGUUUGUGAGGCGGUGCGAAGAGGAGGAGAGAGGAUUUAUAGUGGAGAUUAUUAUGCACAGUCACUGCUAAAGCCACCCAUGCCUAUAAUGCUGUCUGCCUAACCACACACACAUAUUGGGGUAACUGUGCUACUAGCAUUAGCUUAAAGUCGCGGCACUGCAGACAGCACAUCUCACAAAGAUGCAACACAAAGCAUUGAUUCCAUGGACACCUGAGGGCGGGCGCGCAGUCUGUCAAUACAGGUCAUUAUUAAUUCAUAAAUCAUUUUCAAGCGAUCAAUGUUGUAAUUUGGAGUAGUUUUAAAAAACUAAUUGGCACAGUCCAAUUAAGUUAUUUUCAGUGCAAAAAAAGCAUUUGCUCUGCUCCUGUAAAAAGACGUAGAUCUGGAAAGUGGUGUGUUAAUGAACGGGGCUGUAGCUAGUGGUGCUCGUUGUGUCGAAUUAAAAUCAACAUGAGCGUUGCUUUGAGUGUCAUCGUAGAUCUCCAAGAAGAGCUGGAAUCACUUUCUCGAGCUUUACUUGGUUAAAUUCACAUUAGAAAUCCCGGUCAACUCAAGCAAACAAGGGUUUUAUGUAAUCUCGUAAGUGUGGCUUUCCUGUUUCUUCAUGUAUUUCUGCUUUAUCUCUAUUUAUUCUUCCCUCUUCUCUCUCUCUCUCUCUCUCUCUCUCACAGUGACUCAUGCAUCACCCUACAGCUGCUUUUUCGGCUGUCAGAUUUUCCACAGUUUCACUGACUCUAAUCCAAUUCAGAAGCAAAUCCCAAAACGCCCAACCCUGUAGGCUGCCCUUCUCAAUGACCCACCUCGCCAUUACCAUUUACCCAGAAUUCUGUGGGAUCUUUUGUGUUUUCCGUCUUGCCCACGACACGGUUGGCUCCGAGUGUUUCCAAAAGAUAUAGCAUGGGCUCGAAGGGAGUCAAGAAAUUGCCACUACAGUACUGUAUGUGUGCCACCUAGGUCAGCCCAGAUCAGCCUAUUAGAGACAUAGCUGUAUGUAGGCCACUCGCAGUGGUGAGUCAUAUGCUAAUUUUGUGCUAUAGAUAACUUCAAGUCUGUAAAACUAUAUUUUAACUUCCUUUAUUAAUUGUGUUAUCACCUUAUAAAGUCAAGUUAGCAAACAGCUAAUCUACUCAUCCAACAGACAUGGAGCAACAUUUGGAGUUGUGUCUCGUAUAAAGUCUAAUAUUCACUCUUUAUCUAGCUCUGAUUUGGUCUCUAAUGGGGGAACUAUCGUCGCUACAUUCUCCGCUAUAGUUCGAGGACUGCGCAUUGUUCGGAAGGCCCCUUAUUCCAACAACCCAAUAGUCAAAAAAAUGUCCCAUUGAACCCAAAGCCCAUUUGUCCGAUAGCCUGUUAUCCCGAAAACAAUUCUUAUGAACGGCUAAUUAUUAUGCAGAAUUAUGUUAUUGGACCUUCCCAAUUGUUUCUACUGCCGGCGAAGACAUGACACACCAUUCUGCUCUUCUUACUUGUUGCCUUUGUUGGUUGGGUUGGUUUAGGUUCAGGCAUCAGGAGUGAGAUUGGUUAGGUUUAAGGUGAGAAUAUCAGGGGCGGGUAGGUCCGAUCAUGACACUUUGCAAUAUAAUUAGCCAUGUGCCUCUGUUCGUUGCAUGAAAAGUGUAUAUUUUAGGAGCAAUGGGCCUUCGGAGCCAUGUCCGUUUGUUUUCGGGAUGACGGGUCAUCGGACAAAUGAGCUUUCAGUCCAAUAGGACAUUUAUUUUCAGUCUAUUGAGGUUUCAGAAUAAUGGAUGGUCAAAACAAUGGCAUGACACCCUACGUUCACCAGCUAAAGUUAAACACUAGCUUUGUCUGUCGGGCAGGUAGCGUACAAUGGGUUUAUCAAAAAUGAAAACAGUCUUUGGACGUAAGAACCAAAGCAAUGAGCAGAGAGAUAAAAAUGCUCCUUAGCACUGAGGGGAACUGCAGAGUUAUAUGAUAAUUACCACUAUGAGCAAGACAUGACACAUUUUCUUCAAUGCUAGUAUAAAAACUAUUGGUGCAGCUCUAAAAGGUCAGUGUAAUUAUCUGCUAAUGUGCCAGUAGAUGUGAUGAUGUGGUUUAAUGAAGGCAAAGCAAUGAGAUCACAAAGUACAACUUUGUAAUCCUUCGAAAUGUUACUUUUAAUUGUUCCGUGUAGUGUUUCUUAAAUGCGUGACCACAUUUCCAAUGUACCCAGCAGCUUUCUGUUCUGUCUCCUUCCUCCUUACCAUGUUGGAAGAGAUUUGUAUUCCCAUCUGGCUUUCACUCCUUCCACCAACUGUCAUUGCUGGAAAGCCUGAAAAAGCUUCAUUUCUACAGUAUUUAACUGUAAAAAUAGAGGCCUCGUUAAAACAACCUACUAAAUCUCCAACUAACUGUGAACAGUUGCCACAAAAUACAAAAGACAAUAUCAGCUGCAGAAGCCACCACUUCUUUCAGCAUUUAUUCCUUUUAAUCUUAGCCGUGUUUGAAAACCACAUUCUGCCAUAUAGAAUUGUAGGAUCACAUACUAUUAUAUCGUAUUACAGUCUGUCAACCUGUAUCUGCUGUCCAUUCAGUCACUCUGUGGUGGGAGAAACAUGUCUUAAAGGCAAACAACUGAAAACAAAAAGCUGUUGUAUGCCAGAUAUGGAUUAGGGACAUGAAACAGACUGCUGGUCUUCAGCAGGAUCAGAGCUUUCAAGGUAAUGCACUUGAACAAGUGCUGAAAUAGUAUUUUUAGUCUUUAUUUGAUCAGUUCUGCACUCUGAAAGCUCGGUCUGGACAGAUUUUUAUUAUUUAUUAUUAUAUGUUUUUUUGAAUACUUAAAAUACUUUUACAGUUAUUUGAGUAAUUCAAGUUUUUCCAGUGGCCUAUCAAGGAUCCUGAACUGUCUUUCUUCUAAGGUUUAACUUCAUAAAUAGCACAAAACAAUAGCCAUUUUAAUCAUGAUGUUCUUUCUGAUAUGAGCUUAAAUACCUUACAAGGCCAUAGUGUUUUUCAGCACUGCUUGCUGCAUGACACACAGCUCUCCGACAAGAUCACCAGAGCAGUUCCCCACCGCAGCAGCAGACAACUGGACUGUAAUUAUUAAACAGAGAGGCAGAGAGGAACGGGCUGAUGGGCAAAGGCAGACAGAUAAAUACACAAAGACAGAAGCGGGCUUGUGGACGGAUAAUAAGGUAGACAGACAGAGAUAGUUACCAGAGCACCAGAUGGAUGGGCAACAAGACAGGUCGACAAAUAGCAAGGCGGCCAGAAUGACAGAUUGGAAACACCUUAAACUGGGCUCUAUAGCAAUGAAACUGAACUUACAGGGAUGUAUUCAAUUUGUGUGUUCUCUCAACGCGAGGACCAAAGGAAUUCGAAUUUUAAAAAACGUCGCCCGCCUUACUCUAUUUCUUCCAUUUUUUCAUUAAUGUGAUUGGCAGACUACAUAGAGCGGAUGGGAGUAAGGGUUUGUAGUUGCUGUGGCAACGGCCUGCUCUUUGUUAAAGGCUACAUUCCUGGCAUCUGAUGUUUCUGCGCUGCGAUCGAUAGAAAACCCAGCCUGCAGGAGGGACUGAUGAACGGACUCGGGCUUUUGCCAGGCCAGGGCUUGUUCGUGAUGGUGCUCUGUAUGGACAAGAAGCUGUGCCAUGACAGAGGGCAACGUGGGUAAAAGAGACAUGCGACACCCAGCCCUGAACCACUGCCACCUCUUCCUGGGCGGGGCCUUGCUGCUUCUCCUGGCCAGCCCGACCCUGAGCUGCCCCGCCCGCUGCGAGUGCUCCGCUCAAACCAAGUCGGUCAGCUGCCACCGCAAGCGCCUGCCCACCAUCCCUGAAGGCAUCCCCAUUGAGACGCGCGUCCUGGACCUCAGCAAGAACAAGCUACGUAUCAUCACGCCGGACAACUUCUCCUCAUUCCAGCAGCUGGAGGACCUGGACCUCAGCGACAACCUCAUCAGCGUGGUGGAGCCCGGCUCAUUCCGCUCUCAGCUCGCUCUCCGCUCGCUCAACUUUCGCAGCAACUUGCUUCAGCUGGUUCCCGCCGGCGUGCUGUCGGGCCUGACUAACCUCACCCGCCUCGACCUCAGCCACAACCGACUGGUGGUUCUCCUGGAUCAUGCCUUCCAAGAUCUGCGAAGGGUGACAUCCCUCGAGGUGGGCGACAACGAACUGGUUUUCAUCUCUCAGCGGGCCUUCACGGGAUUACUUGGACUCCAAAGUCUGACCCUGGAACGUUCCAAUCUGACCGUGGUUCCUACUGAUGCUCUGGCACACCUGCACAGCCUGGUCGAACUGCGCAUGCGCUACUUGAGUAUUAGUUUUCUAAAGCCUUUCUCCUUCAAGAGGUUAUCACGUCUCCGCCGACUAGAGAUCGAUUACUGGCCCUGGCUGGACACACUGCCUCCCCUCUCACUGCACGGCCUCAAUCUCACGACGUUGAUCAUAACCAACACCAACCUGUCUGCCUUCCCCGGCGCGGCACUGCGCAACCUGCCCUACCUCACACAUCUCAACUUGUCCUACUGCCGCAUCCAGCACAUCCAUCAGGGAGAGCUGGGCCAACUCCCACACCUGCUGGAGCUCCACCUCCAAGGGUCUCAUCUGAUUUCUAUUGAGCCCUUUGCAUUCGCGGGCCUCAAAUCUUUGCAGCUACUGGAUGUGUCACAGAACCGCCUGGACUCUCUGGAGAGUGGAGUGUUUGCCUCGCCAGACAUCCUCCAGAGGCUCUGUCUGGGUGGAAACCCAUUAGUGUGCGACUGCAGAUUGCUUUGGCUGCUCAAUAGCCAUAAGCCCCCCUCUCUGCAGAUUCUGGAUGUGCAGCCAGAGUGCAGUGCCCCGGAGCACCUCCUGGGGAAACCACUCCGUGACCUCAAGGAGCCUCUGGUCUCCAGAUACAUGACCUGCACCAAACCCCGGAUUGGACCCAACACGACCCAGCUGCUGAUGGCUGAUGAGGGUCAGCCGGCCCGCCUGAGCUGCACGGCGGAGGGAGCACCUCGGCCCUCAGUGGUGUGGAUUACACCUCACAGACGCUCCAUCACAACCAAGAGCAGCGGGAGGGUGGAAGUCCAGCCAGAUGGUACCCUGGAGAUCAAGGAAGCGGAGCUGCAUGACAGCGGUGUGUACUUGUGCAUUGCCAGCAACCCUGCCGGCAACGCCAGCCUGUCGGCCUCUUUAGCUGUGAAGAGCAUGGGCAUUGGGGACAGAUCUCACUUUAGCAACAGGAGCUCAAACUAUCUGACAGACUCUAAUAGCACAUGGGGUAAUGGGACAGUACUGUACAACAUGACAGUCCCCAUAGACCUCAAGACUAUCAUUAUAUCUACAGCAAUGGGCUGCCUGUCCUUCCUAGGUGUGGUCAUCUUCUGCUUCCUGAUUCUGUUCAUCUGGAGCCGAGGGAAAGGACGCCAUAAGAGCAACUUUGAUAUUGAGUAUGUCCCUCGCAAGUCCAACGGGGCGGCAUCAGACGUGACAGAAACAAGUGGCCCGCGACGGGUCAACAUGAAAAUGAUUUGAAAAAGGAUGCAGGCUUACGCAUACGAUAGCGAAGUCUACAACAAAGUGCACAUAUCAGCUGAAAAGAAAAAAAAAAAGUUUUUUUUCUAUGACUCAGUGGAUUUGUGACAAACGAAAGUGACGUACUAUUUAUAGUGGGUGUCGAUAUGGCAGUGAUCUAGUGAUAAAGUGGGCAUGUGAAUAUAAAAGUGAUCUAUGAAACCGUGGACGUGUUUAUAUGAAAUAAUGUUCUUAUACAGUACAUUGAAUAUACUACUAUAACCAACAUAUCAAUAUGGGAGUGAUAUAGUGCUGCACUAGGCAUGUCUUUCAGUGGUGAUGUGAUGAGUAAUGAUGUUGUCGACCCGUCGUGACAUCAGGGUGCAGGAGGGAGCCGUUGGGAGUGACGGGACAUCUUCGCGUGGCAGUAAAGCCGUCAUCGCUGCAACAUGUCAGGACUAAAUCGUCGAAAACCCAUCUUAGCUGCAGAAUGGAAGGGUGUGCGAAGUGUUCAUGUGUGCGCGCGUGCGUGUCUGUGUGAGUGCAUCGGUGUGCGCAUGUUGCAUAUGUGCGUUUCUUUGUGCAUGUGCACGCAUUGCCUUUUCUCGUUGGACGGAACAAUUCAAGCGGACGAUGGAUCCAAAGCAUUUUUUUCCAGGCCUUUGUUCGUGUUCGGUCAGUGCAACAACAGUAUUGUCACUGUUGACUAAAACAGAGGAUUAUCUAUGUUUGUAUGCAAAAAUCACAAUGAUUAUAUUAAAAGAGAAAUACAUUUUGAAAAGGUCAAAUGACUCCAACAUUAAAUGGGGAUUUCAAGGAAACGCUAAACUAACACACAAGUAGUUCCUAUGUCAAAAUGUCUGAGCUUUCUUAUUACCAUAGAGCUCCCUCGCACUUUCCCGGGGAGAUAGCAGUGGUCGGAGCCGUUAUUACUCUGGAAAAGCUUCCAGCCACAGAAAUGGCAUGUUGAACCCAUUUUAUAACAUAAUAAAUCAUGGGCAGAUUUUCCUGCCGAACAAAUCCCCCGAUAUGAUAUAAAAGAGUCGGUGACGAGACAGAAUGGCAAAGAUUUACUGGCCGGUGCCCUCUUUGGGACAAGACCAAGUUGAGCGUCACAGAUUUAUGGGAUGUAUUCCCCCCUGUCACAUUUUUCUUUGAUCGCACCACUUCAAGCUAGCGUGUCCAGAUUCUUCCCUCGGGUGCCAAGGGGUUCUGGGUAUUUAAUAGAUGGCAAUUUGAAAGUUGUAGUUGAAAUCUUGUGUUGUUUAGUUUUUUUGUUGAAAAUGUUUUAAAUGUUUAAGAGAAAAAAGAAAAAAAUAACAGUAAAACCAAUUAAGGGCAAUUGUUUGUAAUGCAGGGAGGUGGGUGUUAACUUGUGAUCCUGUUGUGAUAAAAUGUUCAAGGUUGUAUAAUUGUUUUUAUAAUAUGACAAAUUUAUGGGUAUAUUUUCAAAAGGAAAUAAAUCUUAAUCAUACCCCAAUAAUUGGACUUGCGGUAGUUGAAAUCUUGUUUCCUGAAUUUACAUUGAUGUCAACAUAUUUUAUUUUCAAUCCUGUCCUAUUAAUCCUUUUCUCUAAAUUAUAUCAGUUAUGAUAUUUAAAAUUUAUCUUAUAACCCAUGAUGUUUCUCUGUCACUCAAUAUUGUAUUGAUCUACAGUCAUGCCUUUUUCAUAUUCCAUAUAUCAUGUCAUAUAGUAAACCUUCUGUUGUAACAA